GUCUUGUUGUGAUAUAUUUAGGUUAACAGUAUCAUUUGAAUUUUGAAUCAGUUGUCUUCUACUCUGUUAUUAUUGUAAUUGAUUGUUGUUCCUACGUUAUUUUGAAAACGAGAAAAAUCGACAAAAAAUGGAUCCAACUCCUGAUACAUUCGAGACUAAUGUCAAUUUGCCGCCUUCCUUACUUCUUGCUAAAUUCUGUUACUCAAGAUCUAAAGAGAUACAAUUAAUGAAGCAGCAUCUGUCUUCUUCUGAUCAUAGUACGAAAUUAGCAUUCCAAAAAUUACCUCGACAUAUGAGGAGAAGAGCAAUGUCGCACAAUGUAAAAAGAUUACCUAGACGUUUACGUGAGAAGCAUAUGAGCCAAAUGAAAAAAUCUGGUUUACCUCCGAAACAGAAAAGACCUUCAAGGAAGUAUCGAAGAAAGCCUUCAAAUCUUUUGGCAGAAUAUACAAAGAGACAAUCUAAAAUCAAGUGGUUGAAUACACAUGUAUGGCAUGCUAAAAGAUUUCACAUGAUUACAAAAUGGGGCAAUAAGAUACCAUAUACUCCAUGUGACAAAGCAUUCACUGCAUGUUAUAGAGCCACCAAAAAUCACUGCCUCCUUCAAGAUAUUUCUUAUUUCCAGUGUAUUGAAAUAAUAGCAGAAAAAGAGAUUAUAAUUGAAAAAUUCAAAUCCAUUACAAAUUCAUUAGGUGGUCUAUCUAUUGGAAGUAAGGCCUUUAUAAGUGGUCUAAGAGAAGGAGAAAUAACAAUAUACAAAUACAAUUCAAACCUUAGUGAAGCCUUAGGGAAAAUUAAAUAUAUGUGGAAAUUCUCAUUGGAUGCUGAAAAAAAUACAUGCCUCUGGAUAUGGAACCACACUGCUUUCCAUGAAGAUGUUCUUAACACUCUUCUGGAGUGUUUUGAAUUGUUACACACUGAAGAUAAUUGUUAUCAUAAUAUUGACAAGAAAAUUCAGCUUAAAGAACUCAGGACUGAAUUAAAUCGUUUCCGAUUGAGUGGCGAUCUAUCAAAUAGUAUUGUGCAAAACUCCUUUGCAUUAUGUCAUUCUAAAGAUAAUUUCGUUGAUUGGUUCAAAGAUGAUAAAUCUGCUCUGGAAGCCAUUGAGCAACAACAAAAAUAUUGGACAGAAUUGAAAGAGGUAAGUUCAACAAGUUAUCUAUCCCCUCACAUUAUUGUACCUAUUAUUAUGCAUGAUCCUCGAUUGAGUUCACCAACAGUUCGAACAAAAUCCCAACAAAUCUUCAGUCUGAAUUUAGAAGUGAAUUGUUCUCUUCCUGAAUCCACUCUAAGUCCACUUUGGGAUGAAAAUUUGAGAAGAAAAAUUAACUCCAGUAAAAUUUCAAAUUCAGAAGUAUCGAAAAUACGUAGUGAAUGUUUGAUUCCUGGUUCGGAUUUGACUGAGAUGGGAUACCCAGUACCUCUCAUAUUGAUACAGCGUCCUGGCAGCAGGGAAGAUAAUGUUGGAUAUUCUUCUGGAUGGGACAUAAUUCUCCCAUCCGCAUGGGCACAACCGCUUUGGAUAUCUUUAAUAAUGUGGGGUGCAAGAAGUGGUGGACUGAAGGAGUAUAUACAUAAUAAUUUUGAAAUGGGAAAAUUAGAUCUUUUAUUUCCUGAUACACCUGCUGGUCAAAAGGAAGAAGACAGUAUUAGUGAAGAUCAUAUAAAAAAGUUUUUCAGAAAACCUCCCAACAGAAGGACAAAUUUCAGCAAGUUUAAUAUAGCUAGUCCCUUCAAAUUCAAUUGGAAAUUACUAAUAGAAAAUUGGUUGGGAAAAGAGAUAGAGAAGUAUGUGGUUUUGAGGGAGAGAAAGACUCUAAUAGCCUUGCAACAUAAUUUGUCAUUGUGUGAAGAUGUUUCUCUACCAGAUAAUUGUUUAAUCCCUGUGCAAUUGAAAUGCUCAAAAGGAGUUCCAAAAAAAUUCUCUAUUAUAUGUCUUCCGAAUAAAAAUGAUCUUAAACAAAUUCCUCAAGAACCUAAAUGUCCGGAUCCAAAUCAGCAGAAAAGAUCUGAAAUGAGGAAACAACAUAAAACAUUGCUCAAAAGACUUAGACAAAGAAGAAAAAAGGCAAAAGAUUUACAAAAAAAAUUAGAAAACAUUGAUCUGACAGAAUUAUUCGAGUAUCAUGUAGAAAUGAGGAAAUUGUGGCUUCCAGAAGCAACAAAUAUAAAGGAUUCUUGUUCUAGGCCAGUUCUUGGUUUUAUUAGAGAAGGUGGUUUCAGUUAUACUUUGGGUAACUCAAAAGGUUUAGGAUAUAUAGCAGGAGCUUCUUUGAAAACCCUAGUGAAGCAAAAACUUGGUAAUAAUGUUCUCAUUAGAAAUACCAAUUCUAGACAUUAUUUUUUGGCAAAACUAUCAAUUAUCACUGAUUUGUAAACUUUUAUAAUAUAAUGAUAUUUUUUUCCUGACCUUAAAUAUGUACACUUUGUUAUUAUCGAUUUGUUUGAAAAUAUAUUGUUUUUGUUAA
Messenger RNA from Harmonia axyridis, 2468 nucleotides. It is a transcript of the gene Pop1, whose product is annotated as ribonucleases P/MRP protein subunit POP1. Gene Ontology annotation, cellular component: nucleolar ribonuclease P complex; ribonuclease MRP complex. NCBI's taxonomy places the organism in Eukaryota, Metazoa, Arthropoda, Insecta, Coleoptera, Coccinellidae. The coding region runs from base 128 to 2377 and encodes 749 amino acids. The transcript has a single exon. Gene Ontology annotation, biological process: tRNA 5'-leader removal. The record is from RefSeq and is a predicted model, not a curated record.